AUGUCUCGUUCUCCACAAGAUACUCCUCUUACUCCAGCUACAUACGACAAUGAUGCUACUUCUCUCACGCUUGCCCAUGACCAGUCUUCGGACUCGGAAGAGGAGCGUCUUGCAGAGAAGUCACGAACUACACUCGAACUCAACGAAUACGACGCUUCACUUCUCCGAGACGAAGAUGAACGUGAAACCCUGUUGAUCGAGAAAAGACCUUUGCAUGGAAUAAAAAACGUUCUCAAAAACCCUUCAGGCGACGCUGGUCUUAGCUUGAGCAGUAGAGAAGCCAAGAGCGAGAGAAGAAAGCAGCGGAGAGGCUCAACAACGGGUCGAAAGGGCGAUAGGGCAGAAGAAGGCAAGCUCAUGUUUCAGAUGGAAGAAGGAUUUAAGGAUAUCAGUUCCAGAUCAUCAUCCUCGGACUCUCUGCAUCUUGAUCAAGAACUAAGGGGUAGGCUCAAGAAGCAGCCUGGGCUAUUUACAUGGAGAAGGCAUCUAUCCGUGUCUCUGGUCAUAGCGACCCUGUUUCUCGUUCUUGCUUUCGGUGCAUUUAAAGCUUCUUCACAAUUUCGGCAUGCGCAAUCGGUACCAAAAUUGUCGAAUGGGACUCACCUAUUUGCGCCCACCACGAUUCUCGUCUCCCUCGAUGGCUUCCGCGCAGACUUCCUCAAUAGAGGUCUUACUCCGGCUCUGAACUCCUUCAUUGCUUCAGGUGUCUCACCCAGAUACAUGUUACCGUCCUUUCCCUCCGUGACCUUCCCCAACCAUUUUACACUUGUCACGGGACUUUAUCCAGAAAGCCACGGUGUUGUUGGUAACUCAUUUUGGGACCCAGAAUUAUCAGAGGAAUUCUUCUAUACAGAUCCUCUACGAUCUUUGCAGCCCAAGUGGUGGACCGCUGAGCCAUUGUGGGUCACUGCCGAGAACCAGGGAGUCCGGACUGCAGUUCACAUGUGGCCAGGGUCGGAGGCCCAUAUUCCACCAUUAGAGCCCACCUAUCUUGACAAAUUCAACAAGAACGAAGCUCUCACGACAAAGAUAGAGCGUAUUCUGGGACUUCUUGAUCUGCCCGGGGAUUUUGACAAUUCAGAAGGAGUCUCCCCAGAUCGAAGACCGCAGCUUAUUGCGGCUUAUGUUCCAAACGUGGACUCUGAUGGACACAAAUAUGGUCCAAAUAGUACCGAGAUUCGAGUUACCAUUUCUGACGUCGACAGCAUGCUCGCGAUUCUCAUGGAGGGCUUGUAUGAUCGCAAUCUGACCGAGAUUGUCAAUGUUGUUGUCCUAUCCGAUCAUGGGAUGGCAACCACGUCAAAUACACGGCUCGUUCAGCUAGACGAUCUUAUCGACUUGUCGCUGGUAGAUCACAUCGAUGGGUGGCCUCUUCGUGGCCUCCGACUUACGAACCCUUCACGGGACGUACCAAUUCUGUAUGAAAAACUCCUAAAAGAAUCGGAGAGUUCGCAAGGCUUUGAAGUCUACACCCUUGACACAAUGCCGGAACGAUAUCAUUUUGCCAACAACAACCGGAUUGCGCCUCUAUGGAUUAUGCCGAAGACUGGCUGGGCUAUAGUUGAGAGGAAAGAAUUUGAUGUCACAGAGGCGCAAGCUGCGGGUACCAUCUAUCAUCCUAUGGGUAUACAUGGAUACGAUCACGAGCAUCCACUUAUGAGAGCCAUCUUUGUUGCCCGAGGACCUGCGUUUCCACAUGCACCCAACAGCAGACUUCCCGUAUUCCAGAACAUUGAAGUCUACAAUAUAAUAUGUGAUUCUCUGGGCAUCAAGCCACAUGCCAAUAACGGCACCCUCCGCUUACCGUUAAGCACAGUAGGUCUUCAUGACGAUUCGGAUGCUCCGGAGUUAGAGACACCACAUGAUCCCCCACAGGAAGCCCCGCCAUUUAACGGAAUAGAGCCAGGUCAUAUGGAAAGGCCGAACCAGGGACCUGCCCUCCGGCCAGGAGCGGAGAAUGAUACCACAGAAACAAAUGAGGCCGAGGAAAAAGGAGAUGCUGAGAUGACCUGGUGGGACAUUAUGCAUGACCGUAUCGAGAAGGCCAAGGAAUGGGCAAAGAAAAUCAUCGAGAAGUUGAAGGGCAAUAGUGAAGAUGGCUGA
This is a messenger RNA of Endocarpon pusillum Z07020, 2103 nucleotides long. RefSeq lists its product as uncharacterized. Gene Ontology annotation, molecular function: ribonucleoside triphosphate phosphatase activity; nucleoside triphosphate diphosphatase activity. Lineage: Eukaryota; Fungi; Ascomycota; Eurotiomycetes; Verrucariales; Verrucariaceae. Gene Ontology annotation, biological process: nucleoside triphosphate metabolic process. The coding region runs from base 1 to 2103 and encodes 700 amino acids. The transcript is spliced from 2 exons. The record is from RefSeq and is a predicted model, not a curated record.